AUGGUUUACAGUUUCGAGCCAGUCUAUGAAUGCUUUAGGAAGCAAGCCCUGCCUAGUUUCGAAGGGAAAGUCAACCCUAUGGUGGCAAAAGAUUGGCUGAAGUCAGUAGAAGCUAUUUUUGACCACAUGGAGCUGAACGACCAUCAAAGGGUUUCGUGUGCAGCUCACCUACUCAAGAUAGAUGCAAGGUUAUGGUGGGAGGUGGUGAAGGAGACUCAUGACUUGAACACUAUGACCUGGGUAGAUUUUGCUAUAGCAUUUGGCAAAAUGUAUUACAGUACAGCUGUAUUGGCAACCAGGGUGGAUGAGUUUGUGACUUUGGUUCAAGGAAACCUUCCCGUUACUGAUUAUGCUCAAAAGUUUGAAAGGCUGGCCAGGUUUACACAUGAAAUUGUAUCAACUGAGGUCAUGCAGAUCCAAAGGUUUAUGAGGUUACUUAAGCCUAUGAUUGUUAGAAAUGACAAGAUGACCAGUGUUGAGGUGGUUAGUUACGCCGAGGUUUUGGAUAAGGCACUUGAAGCUGAGUAA
Molecule: messenger RNA, 528 nt
Organism: Humulus lupulus (European hop)
Lineage: Eukaryota; Viridiplantae; Streptophyta; Magnoliopsida; Rosales; Cannabaceae
Exons: 1
Coding region: 1-528 (175 amino acids)
Source: RefSeq, a predicted model, not a curated record